Capsicum annuum is the source of this 1491-nucleotide messenger RNA. RefSeq lists its product as uncharacterized. The record is from RefSeq and is a predicted model, not a curated record. The transcript has 7 exons. Lineage: Eukaryota; Viridiplantae; Streptophyta; Magnoliopsida; Solanales; Solanaceae. The coding region runs from base 133 to 1134 and encodes 333 amino acids.
GCCCAUAAUCAUCACUCACCCACUCACUCACUCCAAUUCAAUUCCUCUUCCAAUAAGCUUUUCAUGUGUUAUCGUUAAUGGAGAUAUAAUAGGGUUUUAGCGUUUUCCAACGUUAAACACAAACAACUGAAAAUGUCUUCGUUAACGUUGAAGCCAACGUUUCUGUUACAAUCUUAUGUUUCUUCGUCUGUCGGAAAUCGACGGCUUUGUUCAGGAUUUAUUAUCUUUCAGAAGAAAACAUUUAGCAAACAGAAAUUCAAUUUGAGAGCUCAAUCUUUCGAUUCAUCGCAAAAUAACAGCGAAAAUGGUAGUAAAAGCUCCGAGAAAAAUGAUUCUAAACUUCCCAAUGGCUCUGUGCAGAAGAGCAGAAGGGAAAUUCUACUGGAGUAUGUGCAAAAUGUACAACCAGAAUUCAUGGAGUUGUUUGUGAAAAGGGCACCACAGCAGGUAGUUGAGGCAAUGCGCCAAACAGUGACAAAUAUGAUUGGAACAUUACCUCCACAAUUUUUCGCCAUUACUGUAACCACGGUCGCUGAAAAUCUUGCUCAGCUUAUGUAUAGUGUGUUGAUGACUGGAUAUAUGUUUAGGAAUGCUCAAUUUCGGUUAGAAUUGCAACAAAGCCUGGAACAGGUUGCCCUUCCUGAAGCACAGGAGGAAAAAGAUUCACCAGAUUAUGCAUCAGGUACCCAGAAAAAGGUGACUGGAGAAGUCAUAAGGUGGAAUAAUGUUACAGGUCCUGAAAAAAUAGAUGCUUUGAAGUAUAUCGAGUUGCUUGAAGCAGAAGUGGAGGAAUUGAAUCGUCAAAUGGAAAGGAAAUCUGCUGGUGGUUAUAAUGAGCUGUUGGAGUAUCUAAAGACUCUUGAGCCCCAAAAUAUCAAGGAGCUAACCAGUACAGCCGGAGAAGAUGUUGUGCUUGCCAUGAAUGCUUUCAUUAAGCGUCUCUUAGCUGUUUCAGAUCCUAGUCAAAUGAAGACUAGUGUAACAGAGACAAGUGCCCCAGAACUUGCCAAACUGCUUUAUUGGCUCAUGGUGGUUGGUUAUAGCAUACGGAAUAUUGAAGUCCGCUUUGAUAUGGAACGGGUACUAGGUACUCCUCCAAAGCUCGCUGAGCUGCCUCCCGGUGAAAAUGUUUAGGCACCUCUGGAAAGUGUCAUAUAUAUAGCAAGCAUUGAAAAGCUGAAGCAACAUGCAUUUUGCAUGAGCUUUUGUUGGUGGAGAGGGGUCAAUAACAAAAUGUUAUCGAGCUUGUACAAUUAUCUGGGAGGACAACAGUGGAAAUUGGUUUUAGUACAUUUUCUUCGUUCACCUCCCAGCUCCCAUUCCCCCUAUUAUUCUCAGAUUGAGAGCAUCAUUAAAAUGCUGAUACGAAGAAACUGUACUAAAAAUUGAUAUACAAUAGAACUUAUGUGAGUUGUCCUGAUUCCUCGCCCUGUAACAUGUACCUUUCUCUGGUUACUGGAAUGAAAUUUUUGUCUAAACAUUAUUCGACAA